AUGGCCCCUCUCAACUCCCGGCAGGCGUCAACGGUGUUCGCGAAAACUCAGGUGGCCGCAUCCUGCACCCAAAGGAAACUACAAAUCCCAGGAGGCCAAGCGGCAGCCAUAUCUCCGCCCAACUCCCCGCACGCGUCAACCGAGUUCCUGAGCGAGGAGGAGAGGAGACAGAUCGCCGCUGUCAUGUCAAGGGCGCAGGGGCUGCCCGAGGGAAGCGUCCCCGCGGCCGCUGCGGAGUCGCCCUCCAUGCACAGGCACGCACAGCAUGAUGGAGAGCAGCCCCUUCCAGCAAAGCCUCAGCCUCAGCAGCCCCUUCCAGCAAAGCCUCAGCCUCAGCAGCCCCUUCCAGCAAAGCCUCAGCCUCAGCAGCCCCUUCCAGCAAAGCCUCAGCCUCAGCAGCCCCUUCCAGCAAAGCCUCAGCCUCAGCAGCCCCUUCCAGCAAAGCCUCAGCCUCAGCAGCCCCUUCCAGCAAAGCCUCAGCCUCAGCAGCCCCUUCCAGCAAAGCCUCAGCCUCAGCAGCCCCUUCCAGCAAAGCCUCAGCCUCAGAAGCCCCUUCCAGCAAAGCCUCAGCCUCAGCAACCUACCCCAGCAAAACCCCAGCCUCAACAGCCCACUCCAGCAAAGCCCCAGCCUCAACAGCCCACUCCAGCGAAACCCUCAGCUCAACAACCUGUCCCCCCAAAACCCUCAGCUCAACAGCCUGUCCCCCCAAAACCCUCAGCUCAACAGCCUAUGAAACCAACAAGCCAAACGGUCACUGAAAGACCUCUGCAACCACCACCACCUUCGGCAGCACAGACUCCAGGACAAGAUAUCUCUAAAACCAUCUGUCCCCUUUGCAACACCACUGAACUUCUGUUGCAUAUUCCAGAUAAGGCCAAUUUUAACACAUGCACUGAGUGUCAGACCACCGUGUGUAGCCUCUGUGGUUUUAACCCCAAUCCUCACUUAACUGAGAUCAAAGAGUGGCUCUGUUUAAACUGUCAGAUGCAAAGAGCUCUAGGAGGUGAACUGGCUCCAAUCCCAUCCUCACCCCAUCCCAGUCCGAAAGCUGCCUCUGUACCUCCUGCAGUGGCAGCCAGCAAGCCACCUGUACCAUCACAGCCAGCAUCCCCAAAGAAGGAACCUCCACCCAAACAGGAGAGCCCCAAAGCACCUGAGUUGAAAAAGCCACCGCCACUGGUGAAGCAACCAACCCUUCAUGGACCUGCCACAGUUACAGCCCCAAAGCCUUCAGUGGCAGAGGCCUUACCUGCAGCAUCCCUACCAGAACAAGACAAGGCCCCUGUUCCAGAUGUUAAACCAAAGCAGCCCAAGAUGGCAGAGCAGCGUGCAGAUGUCCAAUCCUCAGUAGCAGCAGCAACAAAGUCUGAUGUUCUGAGCUCUCAAGUGCAGCCUCAGGCACAAGAGCAGGCAACACCUCCUUUAAAAACAGACUCUGCCAAGCCCUCCCAAAGUUUCCCGCCAACAGGUGAAAAAAUCACACCAUUUGAUUCUAAAGCCUUGCCUAGGCCUUCAUCAGACUCAAAAAUUAUUUCACAUCCUGGACCCAGUUCUGAGAGCAAGGAUCUAAAACACAUUGACCCAACUCACAAGAAGGAAGAGCCCAAGAAAACACAAACCAAAAUGAGUCCUAAACCAGAUGCCAAACCAGUGCCAAAAGGGUCACCAACACCCUCUGGCCCAAGACCUACCACUGGCCAAGCUGUAUCCCCAUCUCAGCAGUCCCUAAAGCCUCAGGAGCAAUCAAGACGUUUCAGUUUGAAUCUGGGCAGUAUCACCGAUGCCCCCAAAUCACAACCCACAACUCCUCAAGAAACUGUGACUGGGAAACUGUUUGGGUUUGGAGCAUCCAUCUUUAGCCAAGCAUCAAACUUAAUUUCCACAGCAGGUCAGCCCGGGCCUCCUCCUCAGACUGGGCCAGUGGUCCCAACAAAGCCAGUCCCUACCCCAUCACAGACUCCUGCUGCUCAUGGACCACCCAAGUCUACUGGUCAGUUCCCACCAGCACCUGCCAAGGCCAUGCCUGUGAAGAAGGAAACAAAAGCUCCAGCAGCUGAAAGCUCAGAGUCCAAACCUGAGCCAGCUCUAGCAGUGAAGAAGAUAGAGAAAGACAAGAAGCCCCCACCUGGUAAGGUCAGCAAACCUCCACCUGCUGAGUCUGAAAGUGCUCUGCUCACCCACAAGCCGGAUAAGAUCACCAAAGUUGAGGCGAACUGCCCUCUCUGCAAAACUGAACUCAACAUAGGCUCUCAGGAGCCCCCCAACUUCAACACCUGCACAGAAUGCAAGAGUCAAGUGUGCAAUCUCUGUGGAUUUAACCCAACACCCCACUUGACUGAGGUAAGAAACACCUACAGUACAUAUGGAUAAGAUGAUAGAUGAAUAUUAUUCUGAAUAUUUAGGACUAUUUAUUUCUGAGCAAUAAAAAGGUUUGUACUGAAAAAAAGAAAUGAAUAUUGCUAUCUCAGAAGAGAUUAAAAAUAUUUCCUCCACACAUUAUUAAGAGUUCUUGUUCUUUGUGCUUUUAUGGGUUAUUACUUAAACUAAAAGUAAGAGAUGGACUAUCCUAGAAAACUAAAGUGAUAGUGACCCUAGUCUUUUAUUAAUUAAAGACCCAAGUGAGGAAGGCUCUUUAGUUUUCAUACGGGAAAUCUACAUAAAACUUGUAAUACAUAGUUCUCAUUUUCUAUAAUCCAUCUUCUGUCUUUAAUAUAGUUUAUUUUUUAAAUUUAUUUUACCUUACUUUGGAAUUCAUGAUCCUUGCUUCAACCUCUGAGGUCGUGAGAGGUUGGGCAUAUGCUACCACACUAUGGUCUUUAAUUCAUUUUCAAAUAGAACUUUGGUUGAUUAGAUUCAUAUACAUUAUGAACAAAAUUGUUGAAACCUUUGUGUAAGUUAAGUACAUUAUCUGGUAAGAUUAGUGGUUCACAUAUGAUUUUCUCUAUGUCUGUUGGUGAUGUUGUCUGUUGAUUAUAAUAGAGUACAUUUCUGGGAGCUGUGGGAGACAAAUAUGUUCCUGUGACUAAUGAGAAGAAGACACUCUAAUGAAUGGUGUCAAGAACGCUAUCUCCACAAUGAAAAUAAUCAAAAUAGAGUUUGUGACUCUCUCCCUGAUAAUGUAGAUGUCAAUGAGUGAAUGAGUAAACAUCCAUAUCAUGCUAAGGCUAUUAGAAUCUUCGGAUAUAGGAUACUCAAGGGUGAAAUGACUACUACUACCUUAGAUAAAUAAAAACAAUGCCUUAAUAAAUAUUUCUAAAAUUAAAACAAGUGCACAUUACUUUUUAUUUUUCCUUUUAUUUGUCUCACUGUCUUACAUCUUGGCCACAGUUUUCCCUACCUCCUUACCUCUCAAUCCCUCCCACCAACCUAUCCACCCCCAUUCACUCCCCCUCCUCCAUUUCUUUUCAGAAAAGGGCAGACUCCAAUGGAUAUCAACCAUCUGUGGUAAAGCAACUUGCAGUGAGACUAGCCACCCCCUUUCCUAUUAAGCCUCAAAGAGGCAAUCUGGGAGGAGGAAAGGGUCCCAAAUGCAGAUGGCAGUGUCAGAGACAGUCCUUACUCCCACUAUUAGGAGUCCCACUAGAAGACCAAGCUACACAACUGUAACAUA
Molecule: messenger RNA, 3613 nt
Organism: Cricetulus griseus (Chinese hamster)
Lineage: Eukaryota; Metazoa; Chordata; Mammalia; Rodentia; Cricetidae
Source: RefSeq, a predicted model, not a curated record